Molecule: messenger RNA, 2800 nt
Organism: Chroicocephalus ridibundus (black-headed gull)
Lineage: Eukaryota; Metazoa; Chordata; Aves; Charadriiformes; Laridae
Gene: TCHP
Product: trichoplein keratin filament binding
Exons: 12
Coding region: 496-1977 (493 amino acids)
Biological process (GO): apoptotic process
Cellular component (GO): keratin filament
Source: RefSeq, a predicted model, not a curated record
UUAAUUAUUUAGGGGAGAUAAAUUUUUCAUAGGGAGCGGAUGGUUGGGUCAGCGCGGCCCUCGCCGCCUGCCCUGCCCUGCCCUGCGCUGGGCAAACCAACCCGCCUGAGGCCGGCGGCGGGAGGGCUUUUAUUUUAGUUUUAAUUUAAUUUUAAACACUGCGAAGGGCUGGAAAACCGACCCCGAGCCCCAGGGAGAAAGAACGGGGAGUUGGCGGUGAGGGGAGAGGGAAGCUCGGCCACUGCCGCCAGCGCGGGGAGGGGGUUUUACGCCCCAAACCCGGGUGUUUUUUACCGGAAAAACAGGUUGGCGCUGGAGCCCAAACCCGGGUGUCUUUUACCGGAAAAACAGGUCGGCGGGGGCGAGCCCGGCGCCGGGCGGCCGCCCCGUCCCUUCCCGCGAAGCGCGGCGCGGGCUGUCCCUCGGCGGCGCCCGUAGCGGGCGGGCGCGUUGCCAUGGCGGCGGGCGGCGGCCGUUGGCGGCGGGCGGCGGGCGAUGGCGCUGCGCUGGGCGGCCCGGGGCCGGGCCGCGGAGCGCUGGGCUGCCGAGCGGCGGCGGGAGCUGGAGGCGCGCAACCGGCAGCAGUGGGAGCGAGCCAGCCGGUCCUUCGCCCAGGCCGCCAUUUGCUGCUCCAGGCAGGCGCGGUGGAGCCAACCGCGAACCGUCCCGCCCAGCCCGGCGGCGGUGCGGCGGGAGGCGGAGGAGGCGGCGGUGCGGCUGGAGCAGCGGCGGGAGCGGCUGCGGCGGCUGCUUGGUGAGGAGCAAGAGGUGCUGGCAGCAGAGCUGCGUGAGCUGCAGCGAGGCGGUGGGAUGGAGCUCGCCAGGAUGCAGCAGCGGAGCGAGGAGCUGCGAGCCGGCCGGGAGGAGCAGAGGAGGAAGGUUGCUGAGCAGCUGCUGUAUGAGCACUGGAAGAAAAACAAUGCUGAGCUCCGGGAGGUGGAGUCGGAGCUGCACAGGAAGCAUGUGACAGAGGCUUGGGGCGACCAGCUGAUGCAAAAAACCAAGCAAGAAGCAACUGAACUUGAAGAGAAAAAACGUUAUGAAAACGAAUAUGAAAUUGCGCGAAGGGAAGCACUGGAAAGAAUGAGACAAGAGGAAGAGAAGCGUCGGCUGGAAGAGAAGAAGCAAGCGGAGACGUUGCUUCAACAAAUAGAAGAACUGAAAUUACAGGAGACAGAGACAACAAAGCUGAAAAAAGAACGGCAGAAUUUAUUAAAGCAGCAGUGGGAGCUGGAAAACUUGGAAGAAGAAAGGAAACAAAUGGAAGAGCAGCGGAAGAAGAAAGAGCUUGGUCGCUUUUUGAGGCAUCAGUGUAAUGCCCAGUUAAAGAGACGAGCCCAGCAGAUACAAGAGGAGCUGGAGAUAGACCGGCAAAUCUUAUUGGCCCUCCUUGAGAAAGAAGAUGAGGAUCAGCGCCGCCAGUCCGCGCGACGGGAAAAAGCUGUUGCAGAUGUUGCCUGGAUGAAACGUGUCAUUGAGGAACAGCUCCAGUUAGAAAAGGAGAGGGAGGCAGAGCUGCAGAUUAUGUUUAGUGAGGAAGCUAAAAAAGUGUGGGAGAAGAGGGAAGAAGAAUGGGAAAGAGAGAAGGCAGCCAGAGAUCGCCUGAUGAAUGAGGUCCUUGCAGGCAGGCAGCGCCAGAUCCAAGAGAAGAUGGAGUUAAACAGACGAGCCCAAGAAGAGUCUAUAAAGUAUCGAGAGCAGCUGAUUAAAGAACUUGAAGAGGCAAAAGAACUGAGUAGGCGAGAGAAGGAGCAGGAGGAAGAACUGAAGACAGCGCGCAGGCAGGAGCUGGAGGCGCAGCUGACAGAGCGCCGCUUACAAGAACGGGAGGAGCAGCAGCGCCAGAGGGAGGAGGAGGAAGAAGAGAGAUCAGCGCGGCAGCGCUGUGAGGAGUUAGUGCAGCAGGAGGCCAAGCGCAUGGCUGAGCAAGGGUACCACGGCAGGCUCUACAGUUACCCAAAAGCAGCAUGGACCUGAGGAUUCUUGUCCUGUGCACCUGAGUGCACCAACGAGCACUAAAUGCAGUUGCAGACUACAGAAAGAAAACUUCAAAGAAUCAAGGAACUCCUGAAAUAAUGGUGGCUUUGGAAUAGCAUACAAUGAUGCUCAGACUUGAUUCAGUAGAUUUCUGAAAAUAUUUCAUUGUGCCCCACCUGAACGUAGGCUCAAAUGUCUACCGGCUUCAAGAAGGCAGAGGUGUGAGCAUCCCCACAGGACUGGAGUGCUUCACUUGCUCCGCAUUUGGGAGUUGUGAUGUUGUAUUUUAGUAUGAGCUACACUGGGGCAACACAGCAAAUAAAUGAGCCCUUCGGAUCUAAAGAUCCAUGAAAGAAUCUGCAGGAACGGGACCUGUAAACCAGUACCUGCUGCAUUUGCUAUUUAAGCACCAGACUCCCACCUCUGAGGCACAUCUGGCUUUUAGGAGUUAUAAAAUCAUAGGAUCAUUAUAUUAAAGAGACCUUUAGCCUUAAUUCAUAACACAUUGCAAAUUAGCAAGAUAAGAAUUACUGCUGCAGCGCAGGUUAUUUAACAUGUCCAGUUCCUCUCCAGAAGGUGCUGAAGGCUUCAUUACUUUUUUUUUUUCCAACUUGUUUCAUAAAUGAUGAAUAAUUGUAACCUGAUCAACUGUUUGUUUCUUUACAUGAGCAAACUGCUGCAACCAGAGGGGAGGGGAAUUUCAGUUGAUUAUUGUACUUGAUUCCUUGCUAUUAUUGUCAGCAACUGCAGCUUAAAAGCAUCCACACUCUUCAGCUGGUGUGGUAUUUGUGAUCCUGUCUCGGUGCUUUCAAGAUCUUUUCUU